Malaya genurostris is the source of this 3277-nucleotide messenger RNA. Its product is annotated as transmembrane protein 134. The transcript has 2 exons. The coding region runs from base 346 to 897 and encodes 183 amino acids. Lineage: Eukaryota; Metazoa; Arthropoda; Insecta; Diptera; Culicidae. The record is from RefSeq and is a predicted model, not a curated record.
UUUCUUGUCAAGUGUCAAAUUUAAGUGUACGAAAACAUUUUCGUAUCAGAUUUUCAUGAUGCAUCUGUACGCGAAAAUGUAGAAAAAAUCCUAAUUAAUUAGCACUGAAUAAUCGUUCUGAAGUUUUAGAAAAGCAAGCAGUUGGCACAUUGGUUUCAAACGUUUUGCUAGGAAAAAUACCCAUUAAAAGGUCCAUUAUUCGUCACUUGCUAAUGACUUAGGUGCGCAGCUUAGUGUUUUGAUUUAAAAAGUGAAAAUUUACUUGCUGACUGCAGUGCGGCAGCUGAUCAGCUUUUGUUUUUAAUUUUUGUUGUGUUUGAAAUCGGUGGGGAAGUGCUAGUCACCAUGAAUUCAGCUGGAGGCGUCCGAGGUCCAAGUGCGACCAGUAAUGGUAAAGAGCCAAGCAAGCGAUUCUCAAUUCACGAUGCCUUCGAAGAGGAGACUGACGAGGUAAUCAAAGUCUAUGGCACGACAGUGAUAUCGACACCGAUACGAGCCAAAACCCGAUCACCGGACGACGUUUCCAUACGGGUGCACCACGAUCAGAGAACUCUAAAGUACACCGAUGAUACCACCUCUAGGGAUAGUGAUUCACUGAUACAGGAGUACGGCAAUUUAUCUACGAACGACACCUACACUUACUGCUGGCGACACCCGAAAGUACGGGAGAACUGGCGAACGGUACUGGCUGCAGCCACUCUGCUGGUUAUUGGAACCGGUCUAAUAGCAAUGGGAGCGUACGCAAUCGCUGAACCCCACAACGGUUCGCAGGCGGCAGUGUUCUUCGUCGCAGGAUUCAUAUGCUUUGUCCCCGGAGCGUAUCACGUUGUAUAUAUCUGGCUAGCAGCUCGCGGUUAUCGGGGCUUCGAUUUCUAUCACCUUCCACUGUUUACGUAAGAUGGAGACAUUGAUAGGCCACAGUAGGCGAGUACUACUUGACAAGUUUGAAGCGGCAAUAGAAAUACGAACCAUGCUCAUAUUUCCUUCCCCGGGGAGAAGGACGGUGAAAAUUGAGACGACGUGCGAAUAUUUUUCACGGCACUUUCUGAAACAAAUGGUAAGUGACUCAACCAUAAAUUAAUUAAAACUUUUAUCCUAUCAUCAGACGCGGAUAGUUAUACAGGAAGAUCUGUUUGGAACAAAAAAAUGUCGAAAUUAAAUGUUUUGAUUUAUUUUAUAUUUCCCACUAGUUAAGGCAGGCAUAUACACUCUCUAAUAAUGUAUAGAUUUUCAAUGGAAAGAAAACAAUGUAAACAUCGCAAUCCGUAUCACAGUUUAAUUUAGAAAGCAAAAUUGGAAACUUUCAUACACCUAGUGACAAAUCAAAAACUGCUUUAUGGUUAUGGUUGAUGAUGUAGAUCACGCUGUCGAAUGCACUAAAGUGGAUUCCAUCUGUAAUUGCAAAGAAAUUUUAGAGUAAUUGUAAAUUAUUUAUUUGGAAAAAAAUUAUGUUCAUAGAUUCCAACGUUUUGCUUGAAAAAAAUCAAAAUGUAUAGUUAGUCAAAAAGGCUGAAAGAUACAUAAGCUACUCACAUUCAAUAAACAUAGCUGGUAUCAAAAUCGACUUUGCCAGAUUUUUUACUAAUUUACCAAUCAAAAGUUUGACCCAGUCGAAUCGAGAUAUGCGUUUCCUAAUUUCAUUCAACUUAAACAAUAUCAGAAUCGGCCAGUGUUUUGCGGAACGAAAUCGACUAAUAAUAAUGCAAUUAUCAGUGAACUCAUUAUGUAACCAAAAGCCGCUUAUAUCUUUUGACAAGUCGUUAAAGUUUAAGUUUCAAAUAUACAUUCGAGUCUAAGGAUGCAACUCAUCUAUCAGCAAUAUAGGCAAAAUCGGACUCUUAUCUGCCAGUCACGCAAUAAAUUUUCACAACUCGAUUUUGCAAUGAAACAAUGUAGUGUAAAAAACUUAUAGAUCCGUUAAACAUUAUGUAGCAUCGGUUUAAUUCCACCUGUGAUGAAAAAUCAACAAGUCAAUGUCCCAACUAUUUUAUUUGAGAAUUCUCUCGCUGGGAUUCUACUCGAUAUGCUAGGCUUUUCUAUAUGGUUUCAUCUACUCGGAACUCGCUAGAAUAUACAGCAGUGUGCCAUGUAUUUUCGCAAUUCGCAUAUAUAAAAAAUAAUGAACAACAAAAAAAACUUGCACCCUGUGUGAGAACGUAAUGAAAUGGCUUUGCAUGAAUAAAAAAUCAACCGCAUAUGAUAGAACAGUUAUAAAACAUUCUGCCGCUUUUCUAACUCUAACCAACGGUACCCAGCUCAGUAUUCGCGUUCAAACAGGGUAAGACUGGAUUUAACAAUUACAUACUUCUGAAGCUAGAGUGUUUUGGAUUCAUCGAUUGUGUCUUCAAAAUCGUGAAAAGGCUUCCCGGAUUUGUAUCUUAGAUAUACUAUAUGAUAUUAAAACAUUUUGAAAUCAUCGUUAUAUUGAUCAUUAUUUAUUUUUACUAUACAAAACAUAAUCUAGAAGGAACUGAUCGGCGAAUAGAACACUAAUCGAUUCAAUUUUUAUUGGACAUGACGUUACAUUGAACGUAAAACAAAUGUUUAAUUUAAAGUAGACUUGCUAAAAAGCUCAACUGUUAGAAUUUUCAAAUUAUAUUGGUUUGAAUAGAGGAGAAAAAAACCUUAAAUUUGUUUUUCAUGGCGUUAUAGGAAAAAAAAAACUGAUAAGAAAAUAAAACAAUGUACUUUAAAUUUAAAUAAGUUACACAUACAAACUCGAUUGACAUGAUAACACAUUAUUUGUUCGCAGUGAACUGAGGUGUAGAAGCAACAACGAGGCAUUCCACGUGAUGUAACACACUUGCACUGACAAAUACUAUCACAUUACUCGGUAAAAUUUUCAAAAGACCAUAUCAGCAAAUCUCCCAUAAUCUCUCUUUGUUGGGAUUUAACCAUCGAAAUUUCUAUUGGAUUGGUACUGCUGUUGUGAAGGACGUGUGAAAACGAUCGACAGAAGAGAAAAUAAACAAAGUAUGGUGUCAUUUGCGAAUACGGUCUUUUAAAAAAUUCUUCGGGAUUGUUUUUUUUCUUAUUUUUUCUCUACCCUCUUUUCCUAUCACUUACAAUUUUAUAUCAUAUUUUCCGUACACCAAAAUUAGUCUGAUAUGCGCCAGAAAAAAAUAUAUAUCUCAUUUCAAUCUUCACAUGGAAUGCAUCAUCGUGUUGUAGACAAUUAAGUUCCACAUUUGGCAUAAUGUCAAUGAAAUUGCAAUUACUGUAGGCUAACUAUUGAAAUUAAGCAAACGAAAAAUAAAAAUUUAUAUAUAACACAUUA